AUGUCCUCCGACUCAUCUCCAGAACAGCCGCAGCUGGACCAUGACUCUACUCUCCGCGUCGAUAAAUCUGUCUCUUUGACCAUUGGCAGCGAUUCGCUCCUGAUCAUCGAUGACCGUCCUCGCAGAUCGGCCCGUGGCUGCUGUGGAUUGCGCAAGUCAGAACAAACAAAAUUGCCUCAUGCGAUUUCCCUGUAUAACAUCUUGGAUGUUCAGGCCGAGCCCUCAAACCUUACCAUCACAUACGCCGAGUCGUCUUCCAAGGAGGAUGUCGCCGUGAAGACUCUCCACUAUUCCGUCAGCGAUAAAGAAAGCCCAACGGUCGAGGGAUGGGCGAAUAAGCUACUCAAUCUUUCUUAUGGAAACGUGCCGCGUACAAGGCGGCUAAAGGUCCUGAUCAAUCCAUUCGGUGGACAAGGAAAAGCCGCGGCUCUAUACCAGAAACAAGCCGCCCCCAUCUUCGCUGCUGCCGGAUGCAAACUGGAUGUGCAGACCACCGAACAUCAAGGUCACGCGAGUGAAAUCGCGGAACAGCUUGAUGUCAACGCGUAUGACGCGAUCGUCUGUUGCUCGGGUGAUGGUCUCCCUUACGAAGUGUUCAACGGACUGGGCAAGCGAUCCAACGCCCGUGAGGCCCUGGCCAAGCUACCCGUUGCACUGCUACCUUGUGGAUCUGGAAAUGCGAUGACUUGGAGCUGCUUUGGCACAGGAAGUGUCUCGGUCGCCGCGCUGGCUGUGGUGAAGGGUCUGCGGACGCCGCUGGAUCUGAUGUCCGUCUCGCAGAAGGGUAGUCGCACGCUUUCGUUCCUUUCCUCAUCUUUCGGAAUCGUUGCUGAGUCUGACCUGGGCACGGACAAUAUCCGGUGGAUGGGUGCUCAGCGAUUCACAUACGGAUACCUUGCUCGCGUGAUGUCUAACCGAGUUUGGCCUUGUGAUCUGGCGAUCAAGGUCGAUAUCGAUGAUAAGGAAGCGAUCAAGCAGCACUAUGCGGAUUACACUAGUCGCGAACAAGAUCCUUUGGCUGAUCUUCACCGCAUCGAGGCUGCGGAGAAGUCACCUGCUUUGCCCGAGUUGAAGUAUGGCUCUGUGUCUGAUGAGCUUCCUCAGGACUGGCAGGUCGUUCCGGGCGAAAAGAUGGGCAACUUCUAUGCUGGUAACAUGGCGAUUGUGACCAAGGACGCCAAUUUUUUCCCUGCAUCUCUGCCGAACGAUGGUUUUAUGGAUAUUAUCACGGUUGACGGUACGAUUAGUCGUCUUACCUCACUUGGGAUGAUUUCCGAGGUCGCCACCGGUGCCUUCUUCCAUCGACCUGAGGUAACGCUUCGCAAGGCGACCGCGUUCCGCUUGGUGCCCCAUCAGAAGGAAGGUUAUAUCAGUAUCGAUGGCGAGUCGAUCCCCUUCGAAGCCUUCCAGGUUGAGAUUCAUCCCGGCUUGGGCACUGUUCUUUCCAAGUCUGGGAACCGAUAUGAGAUCGAUGGACCCAUGUGA
Molecule: messenger RNA, 1485 nt
Organism: Penicillium longicatenatum
Lineage: Eukaryota; Fungi; Ascomycota; Eurotiomycetes; Eurotiales; Aspergillaceae
Exons: 3
Coding region: 1-1485 (494 amino acids)
Biological process (GO): sphingosine biosynthetic process
Cellular component (GO): cytoplasm; intracellular membrane-bounded organelle; membrane
Source: RefSeq, a predicted model, not a curated record